AUGUCCGGCAGAGGGAAAGGAGGUAAAGGACUGGGUAAAGGUGGAGCAAAGCGGCACCACAAAGUGCUUCAUGAUAACACCCAGGGUAUCGCCAAACCAGCCAUCCCACAGCCUGACUCGGCGUGGCAGGGUCAAGCGGAUCUCGGGUUCCCAUACGAGUUCCCUCGUAUGAAGGUCCUGCUGGAUGUCUGGAAGCUCUCACCACUGGUCUCAGCUUUGCCGGAGACGCGCGGGGUGCUGAAGGUUUUCCUGGAGAAUGUGAUUGGGGAUGCGGUCACCUACGCCGAACACGCCAAGCGCAAGGCGGUCACUGCCAUGGGUGUGGUGUACACUCUGAAACACCAGGGCCGCACUCUCGGUGGAUUCGCCAUCUGA
This is a messenger RNA of Carcharodon carcharias (great white shark), 375 nucleotides long. RefSeq names its product histone H4-like. Gene Ontology annotation, biological process: nucleosome assembly. Gene Ontology annotation, cellular component: nucleosome. Gene Ontology annotation, molecular function: structural constituent of chromatin; DNA binding; protein heterodimerization activity. NCBI's taxonomy places the organism in Eukaryota, Metazoa, Chordata, Chondrichthyes, Lamniformes, Lamnidae. The record is from RefSeq and is a predicted model, not a curated record. The transcript has a single exon. The coding region runs from base 1 to 375 and encodes 124 amino acids.